Messenger RNA from Beta vulgaris subsp. vulgaris (sugar beet), 1381 nucleotides. RefSeq lists its product as hypothetical. The coding region runs from base 125 to 832 and encodes 235 amino acids. The record is from RefSeq and is a predicted model, not a curated record. Lineage: Eukaryota; Viridiplantae; Streptophyta; Magnoliopsida; Caryophyllales; Amaranthaceae. The transcript is spliced from 2 exons.
GUUAGCUUAGUCUCCUACAUGCCAUGCCAAAGUCUAACCAAAUCCACCUUGAAAACUAAACCCAUUAUUCUUGUGUAAGCUCAUUUUAUGGGGUUAACCAUCAUCUUUCUCAUCUCUUUAUUCCAUGGCAUCAAACCAGAAAACAACUCAACAAAAAACACCCAAAACUAAUUGUUUUCUAUCUUGUUUUGGGUUUUCCUCAAAAACUAAAUCAUUCAAAAAUAAGCCUAAAAAAAAUGGUGCUAGGAAGUUCUUCAAGUUUUGUUGGCCAAAACUUAAAGUUUUGACCAUUGAGAGAAAAAAAUUCAUCUUUGAGGUCAAAACUGCUGCUCUUAAAGCCAGCCACAAUAUCAUCCUUGAAGCAACCAAAAGUCAGCAGCUUAAGCAGAUUGAUCAUCAUGUCGUCUCAAAAACCAUACAGCCAAAUGUACCUUCCAAAGGGAGCACCCACCAAGACGACGAAAAUCGUCCAACGAACCAGUCAUAUUGUGCCACGUGUCAUAAUGAUCAACAUCCAGCUACUCUUAAGGUGGUCAAACGACCUACUUUUGGUAAUAAAAGUACCAAUGAUUCGUUAAUCGGAAUAUCAAUUAUGUUGUCGUCGUUGAUUAUCUUGUUAAUUUGGGGGAGAUUAUGUGCUAUAUUAUGCAUGUGUGGUUGGCUAUAUUGCACACCACUUCUACGAGGAGAUAGAGUUGUAGUUGUUACACCAAAAAAUCAAAUGAACACAAAGUUGAGUAUGCAAGAUUAUAACUCGGAAAUGCACAAGAAAAAAGUGGUGCUACAAGGGUUUCUUCAAAGGGAUCAUAAAUCUGCAAUUGCCAUUUCAUGACAAGUACUAAGGUUUUCCUGUGUGUAAAUGAGCGAUUAAGUGAAGUGAUGUAGACGGGAUUCGAUCCCAAGUCUUGAAUACCACCCCCGACAAACUAAGCUAGAUGGCAUCCACGACAAGUACACAACUUUGUUACUCAUAUUCAUAUACUCAAUUUAGAGAGGUAUUUACAAGAUAUCAAAUUUUUUUCUAACUUUUUACUAUCAUAUUUACCAAAUUUUAAUGGAUCUGUUUUUCCCGUCAAAUUAAUUUUUUUCUUUGUAGAUAUACAAUACAUUCAAGGAGUAGUUAUAGAAUACGAUAUAGAAAACAACCUAUGUCUUAAGCAUGAAUCGUAGUUUAGUUUUUAAGAGUUUAUAGUAGAUUUUUUUGUUUUAUUUGGACAAAGCUUGUAAAGUUUUUUUUGUGGAUGGGGACAAAGCUUGUAAAGUUGUAUACAUGAGGUCAUAGUUCUAUCUUCUUAAGAUCCCCAAAGAAAAAAAGGCAAAAUGAUGUUUGUUUCUAUUUCCUUUGAAAUAAAAUAUUCAUCUAGGAGAUUAAGUUUGAACU